This is a messenger RNA of Lactuca virosa, 564 nucleotides long. The record is from the annotation of a GenBank genome assembly. NCBI's taxonomy places the organism in Eukaryota, Viridiplantae, Streptophyta, Magnoliopsida, Asterales, Asteraceae.
AUGAUUCCGGUAAGAAUUCAAGAUCAUACUGGAAGUAUAACUUUAACAAUGUUUGAACAAGAUGUGAAGAAGCUUCUAAAAAUUUCUGCAAAAGAUUUAGUUGCAAAAACAGCUAAGCUUGGUUUUUGUACUAACGUAUACCCGUCCGAUAUUAAUGUAUUGAAAGAUAUGAAAUUGGCUUUCAUAGUUUCUGUUUCAAAAUACAAUGUGCAAAGGAACACCAAUCAAUACACUAUUUCCAGGAUUAGUGAUGAUGAGAUUUUGAUUGAGGAGUUGGAAAAAAAAGGAGGUAAUUCACAAUCGUUUGAACAUGUUACCAUUGAUUGUGAAUCUCAAGAUAACAUAUUUAUAAAGAUUGAUGAUAAUGUAACACUAAUGAAUGUUUUCAAAUCGACAGCCACAAGCCCAAAAAAGAAUUUGGAUGCAACGAAAGGUUUGAAGCGAGCUCUUGAGGAUGAUUUUGUUUUGGAUGUCAAUGACAACAUGUCGUCAUCAAAGACUACAAAAGUUGUAGGAAGGGAAGCUGGACAACAUAAACUUGUCAAGGUUGAGUUGGAAAAGUGA